Molecule: messenger RNA, 2485 nt
Organism: Rhagoletis pomonella (apple maggot)
Lineage: Eukaryota; Metazoa; Arthropoda; Insecta; Diptera; Tephritidae
Product: zinc finger protein 58-like
Exons: 7
Coding region: 608-2380 (590 amino acids)
Biological process (GO): regulation of transcription by RNA polymerase II
Cellular component (GO): nucleus
Molecular function (GO): RNA polymerase II cis-regulatory region sequence-specific DNA binding; DNA-binding transcription factor activity, RNA polymerase II-specific; zinc ion binding
Source: RefSeq, a predicted model, not a curated record
AGCUUAAGGAUUAUAACCCUUACUAAAAAGAAUUCUCCUUUCUGUGUUGUCGAAGGAAUCGGGCGUAACACCUUUUUCACAGAACACCUUUCUUUUGUCAAGUAUGAUCCUCUGGCAACAUGUACACGUGGUAAAUAAACACGUAAUAAGUAGCUUUGUAACCAGCAAUUGAUGGUAUUUCAACAUAGAAUUAGUUAAUGUUAAAUUUAUAAAUGUACUUUUAAACAAAAGUGUAUUCUUUUAGCAACGCGUGCAUGUGAUAAACAUUAAUUUCGGCCCGCCCAUUCCGACGUAAUAUAUGAUAUACGUAUAUAUAGCCGUCAAUUUAGAUGGAGUUUAAUCACCUAGUCACAUUUUGUGUGAAGUUCUUUUGGUAGGAAUGUUUUUCACCUCACACCCUUUUCUUAAAAAUAGGAAAAAGAACUAGAAUUUUUUUAUUGUGUACUUUAUAAUUCCUAUCGAUUAUAAGGUCGAUAAUUUAUUUAUACUCAUCUUUAGGGCGCUGUGUUGACAUUUUGCACAUUUUUGUAAAUUUUGUGUUUAUUUACUUAUAUUUGGUGUAUUAUUGCAUUAAAUAAAAGCUGAUAGAUUUAACUAGAGUUUAUUUAUGGAUAUAGUUCCGAUCUGUCGAGUAUGCCUCAAAACUUCAUUAUCCUAUAUAGAUCUGGAGACUCCUUUCGAGCAAAGCAAUCCUGAGAGCUUCCACUUGGAGACUCAUCAAUCAAGCAUGUUUACUACAUAUAUGGAUUGCUUCCGAACUUGUACGCAAUUAGCAGCAGCUGAUCGAGAGGAGGAAAUGCCUCAAAGUAUUUGUGAACAAUGCGGGUUUGAAUUAGAAGUUGCCUGGAACUUCAUUAAGAAAUCUGUAUAUGCAGAUACCAUUUUAAAAGGCAGCCUAGAAAGCAAAGAAAAUGUAAGCAUUGUGCUUCUUGGUGAUUUUGAAGAAUAUGAAACAGAAUUCGAAGUAGCAGAUGAGGAAGUAUUGUCAUCAGUCAGCGAUGAUAAAAAUGUCGUAACAACUUUAAAAGAGGAGGAAGAUGGAAAUGACAAUAUAACCACGCAAGAAACGGAAAACCAAGCGUUGAUGGUGCUUUGUUUACAUUGUGGCUCUUAUUUUAACCCGAAAUUUGAGCAUAGCCAUAAUACAAGCUCUCCUAUUUUAUCAAUAAAACUAAUCGAAGAGGACUCUUUGAAUAGAAACUUGAAUAUCGAUUAUUCAGAAAAUAAUGAAAAGGAUAAUGAGUCUCUGAAUGAAACGAUAACAAAUGAAUCUGCACCAUUAAUAGAAGCCGAAAAGCAUUCCAUCUUGGAGUUAAUGGACGUUGGCAUAGAUGGUGGAAAUAUAACCCAUGAGAGUUUCGAAGAGGAUGAUGUUAAUACAGAGAAAAUCAUCAUCGAUGAUAAUGAAAUCGAUUUGAACUCUGCCUUCUACUGUUCAACUUGCCUUCAAUCAUUUGAAACUCGUCGAAAGCUAUUGCUUCAUUCUCGAACUCAUAAAGCCUUUGAUGGAAAAGCUUCUAUUUGCAAAAUUUGCCAUCAAAAAGUAACUAAAGGAGAAACAAUACGUCAACACAUAAAAAACAAUCAUUCAAAGAUUAUACAGUGCAGUGAAUGUGAAUAUCGAUGUCAGGAAGUUAAAAUGGAAGACCAUGUGCGUCGAACUCACGACAAUUCGAUUACCUUUCCUUGUAACUUUUGCGAUAAAACGUUCUUCUCUCAGACCUUAUUAAAUACGCAUCAUAAGUACCACCAACGCAAAGAAGUUAGUGUCAAAUCUGAUGCCUGUCAAAUAUGUGGUAAGCGAUUUUCCACACAACACUACCUGCGCUUGCAUUGUGAAGUACAUCGUAACGAGCGACAACUUCACCAAUGUGACUAUUGCGAUAAAGUUUAUGUCAGUAAAGUAGCUCUGGAAAAUCACAUCCGCCUUCAUAAAGGCGAUACAAUAAAUUGUGAUCAAUGCGGGAAGCAAUUUGUACGCCAAUAUGAAUUAAAUGUACACAUGCGAUUCCAUACUCGGGAUUAUCCGUUUGAAUGUGAAGUGUGCGGAAAAAAAUUCGCUAUAAAAGGGCACCUGCGCACACACAUGUGGAGACACCAAGGAUUGAAGCUACAAUGUGAAGAAUGUGGAAAGCUAUUCACUUCAACAAAAGCAUUGCAAGAACAUUCUUUUGUACACAGCGAAAUGCCUUUUCCGUGCAGUUAUUGUGGCCGGGGAUAUCCCUCCAAGCAAAAAUUUAAAGUACACCUUAAAUCGACGCAUCUUAUUGAUCUAACAGAAGAGGAACUCCUUAAAGUUACAAAAUUACAAACACCGAAACCUUUACAUAGAAAAAAAACUUACUUUAGUACAAGCGGACAGUGUUAUGAAAGAGAUUGAAGUAAAGGAUAGUGGUGGAGAUGUGGCAAACGACAUAGAGGAAAUGUUGGUUAAACUUAAUUGAUACUUAUGUUUGAGAAUAAAUAAAUGUAAUUGAAAUCUAAA